CAGGCGGAUCUCUCCGUGAGUGGUUUUACCUCAGCAGCAGCAGCAGUUUCCAGAGUUCGGGUCUCGGGGUGGAGAACCGAGGAACGGACCGUCUCUUCGGCGCACACAGGACUUUCCUUCCGAUCAGUUUGUGCGGAUCGAUCGGAGCUGAUCAGAUCUGAUCGAUGGAUUAGAGGCUGCUGAAGAGACAUGGACGGUGCGUGUGCGUGGCUGGUGUGUGCGUUCGUGCUGAGUGUCGGGGCUCACAGUUCACGUGACAGGAGUGACCACGUCCACCCGGACCAUCGUCCGGUUUCCAAUGGCAACGCAGCCUCAGAUCUGUGUGUGAUAGACCGGCAGCUCUGCCAGGAUGAGAACUCCCUGCUGAGCUUUGAGGCGAUCUGCAGCAUCCACAAGCUGAUGGACGACGACGCCGACGGGUCGGUGGACGUGGCGGAGACGGACGAGUUCCUCAGGGAGGAUCUGAAGGAUCACGACUCCAAAGCCAAACACAGCAGCUUCCACCGAGCCGACCUGCACAUCAGCGUGGAGGACAUGUGGGCCGCCUGGAAGAGCUCCAGAGUGUAUACCUGGACGGUGCAGCAGGUGGAGGACUGGCUGCUCGUCAGCGUGGAGCUUCCUCAGUACGCAGAAACCUUCAGGAGACACCAGCUAGACGGAAAGGCCUUACCCAGGCUGGCGGUGAAGAACACCACCCUGACUGCGUCCGUGCUGAAGGUGUUAGACCGAAGUCAUGCUCAGAAGCUGCAGCUCAAAGCCCUGGACAUCGUGCUGUUCGGCCCGCCGCCAGGCCAACAGUACUGGUGGAAGGAUCUUGUUCUGGGUGUGUCCAUCCUGAUGGCGCUGGGCGGCUGUUGGUUCGCCUACGUCCAGACCAGGAAGUCCAGAGACGACCUGGGCAAGCUGAUGAAGGACCUGGAGGGUCUGCAGAGGGCCGAAGAGAGCCUGAUGGACCUGCAGGAGAAGCUGCAGAAGGCUCAGGAGGAGCAGCGCUGCGUCCAGGUGGAGAAGGUGAAGGUGGAGGAGGAGCUGAGGAGCGAGAUCGACUCGGCCAAGCAAGAAGCUCAGCGGCUCCGAGAGCUUCGAGAGGGAACCGGGAAUGAGAGGAGCCGGCAGAAAUACGCAGAGGAGGAGCUGGAUCAGGUGCGUAUGGCGUUGAAGAAGGCGGAGAGGGAGCUGGAGUCGCGGGCUCACUGGGCGCCACCGGAGGCUCUGCAGAAGUGGCUGCAGCUGACGCAUGAGAUCGAAGUUCAGUAUUACAACAUCAAGAAACAGAGCGCAGAGAGGCAGCUGCAGCAGGCCAGGGAGGGGGCUGAGAAGAUCAAGAAGAAGAGGAGUUCUCUGUUCGGGACAUUUCAUGUGGCUCACAGCUCCUCGCUGGACGACGUCGACCACAAGAUCCUCGCCGCCAAACAGGCCCUGGCCGAGGUGACGGCCGCCCUGCGGGAGAAGCUGCACCGCUGGCAGCAGAUCGAGUCUCUGACGGGGUUCUGUGUGGUCAAUAACCCGGGCCUGGGAGCGCUGGCCGUCGCCCUCAACCUGGACCCGUCCUUCCUCGGCCUGCGACCUCCGACCCCUCAGCACCUCCUCCUCUCCGAUGACCUCGACGACAUGGACGAGGACAUCCUGUCUCCUGGGACGCUGCAGUACGCAGCAUGGCAGAUGGACCGGCGAGUGAGCGACCUCUGGCCCCUGAGUGGCAUCGCAGACAACCAAUCACCAUGGAAACAAUCUGCUCAGAGCCCGAUGCCCCUGCGACAGAGGAUAGGAGACCCUGCUCUGACCUUCAGCUCUCAGAGGGACAUCAUGAACCGCUCAGACUCUGACUCCGCCCUCCCUCACUCUCACAGCGAAUCACGAGGCCUGUACAGCACCAAGCCCCUCCUCCUUUCCUCCAGGCUCCAGCCCCUGCAGGGUCAGGGCUCCGGGGCUGGUGGAGGAGGCCUGGAGAAGUGCUCCAGCCUCGGGGAGCUGAGGGGGAACCCGGGUGCCUUCCUCGCCUCCUCCUGCUCCACCCGCUCCCUAUGCAUCACGUCCGACGCCGUCGACGGCCCGCUCUCGAACAGGAGGAGCCCCAUGGAGGAGGACGGAGGUGACGAGAGCGAGUCAACCGGCAGCCGGAGGAGAAACGCUUUUAAUAAGAUCUUUAAGAAGAAGCAGGGACGUCACUGAACCGGGAAGAUCUUCUGAUCUCCAACUUGCUUUUAUGUGCUACCGACUCGUGAUGCGAUCUUUAUAUUCAUCGUGAUGAACGAUCACAGGAAACGUCUGUUUUUAACGCUUCACUCAUUUGCUUUUUUUAUUCAAGCAGUGCUUUCUGAUCUUUUCUCUUCGUUAAACUGAGAUCAAAUUCGAUCUCACUGAAGCAAAACGUACAACACAGGACACAACGCCCAGCGGACAUGGUGCCGAGUCCUACAACGACCAAACAAACCAACAAAGAAGAACAAGAGCAGCACUGAAAAAGAAUGUGAAAGUGAAACUUUGGACUCAGGACUUUUUCUUUUUAAGACAAACUAGGACAGAAGGUGAUCUCCUAGCUGGAUGUAGUUUUAGAGAAAAUAAUCACCUGUUGAAUUCAGCAUCUUUAAAUUUGACAAUUUCCUUGCCAAAAAGUCUCUUGUUGUGAUUCUUCUUUUCUUUCAGGGUAGAAAACUAUCUCGGGGGAAGAAAACCUCCUUCUGGCCUCUAUGAAACCAGCAACGUUUUUUAACACGAUCCUUUGUGUUUAAAAUGUCAUCGAUAGGACUAGCAGAUGAGAUUAAGCUUGGUUGCUAAGAGUCCCAUGUUUUCAUUGUUAUUGUUUAUAUUAUUUUUGUGUAUUUAAUUCCUAAGGCCUACACUUGAAUAACAAUUGAAUGUUUUUUAAGUGUCCCAGUUUGACAGCAGCGCCUGGGAAAAUGUGGUUUGAGUCAAUGUGUGUUUGAGGACGAGUCGUUUAAGCCUGAAACGGUUCAUCGAGGAACUCAAAUAACUCGAUAACUUGCACACCGUUUCGCACGGACGAUUAUUACUGUCGCACAACGCGCGGACGCUGUAGACAAGUGAAAACAUCGUGAUUUGAUGGCGCAGAUUGCAAAAUAGAGGAAGAGAGAGAAAAUAGCGAGGGACGAAGAAGAGACAGGCCAGAGAAGAAGACAGAAAGCGUCCAAAGGCUGGGAGGUCAGGACUCGUCGAAUAGAAAAGAAGAGUAUGGAAACCAGGUGAAGUUUGUUUCACGGCUGUUAACUCCGUGUCACAGCCUGGAUUUCUCCCAGAUCAUUUGGAGAGCUAAUUUAUGCAGAUGUUUCAUAGUUUGAUCACCUGAAAAUCACCAAAGAUGACGAUGCAGUUCGUAGCGCUAAGAACUGACCGUCUGUCCAGCGCGUCCGUUACUGUAGGCGAAGUUAGGGACCGUCUGAAGAGCUCAGUACGAUCCAUUUCAGUCAUCAAUCUUCUAUAUUUUCUCACUAUAAAAAUCUCAAACCAGACUGAGACCACCCUGAAACAAUUCGCACCUGAGAGUUUGUAAAAAGAAAAUUAAGUAAUGUAUUAAAUAAUUGAUGAGACACAGUGCAAGGUUGUAAUUUCAACAACGAGUCAGCUCAUUUCUGAAUAUUCUGACAUCAAACCACCUCAUCUGUCCUGGACAGCCUCUCACAACUUUCACAGCUGUCAGUCGUUCUUUGUAAAUGUUCAGAUGUUGUAUGUUGAAGUACAUGGGAUUUAUUUAUUCAUUAUCAUCCUCAGUGGAAUUUUACUGGCAUCAGUAAAUUCCUGGUACCGUGGCUAAGAGAAAACAGCAGCUCUGCACAGCGAGUCUGCUGUAAAACAGAACCAGCCGACCGCAACAGAACCACGGCUUCAACAUCUGAACGGAAAACAAAACCAGCUAACUUUAGCAUUUAACAUAAAGCGUGACUGAAGGCUAGCAAAGGUAAGGCUCAGCUCUUAGCUGUCAAUGUAGAAACAUGCGUUUGUUGUUCUCAGACUGGUUAGUCCGUGAGUUCGGGUUGGAACGUUGACAGUGACAUGAGAUUAUACAGCUGAUCCUGGUACCGGGGGCGCCAAGUAGAAGGAUUUCAUAUCCGAUUACUCGAUGAAUCAGCGGAAUAAUCUGUAAAAUAUUCGAUGACUAAAAUAAUUCAAAAACAUAUUUAAUGUUUCUUCUGUGUAAUAGAGCGUUUAAGCUACUUAGAGUAGCAUCAUGAGGGGAUGAGAUGUUUGGAUUAUAAUUAAAAAUGAUGCAGAAGGUAAAUUAUUAGAAAGUGUCCCACUUUACCGAUAUUCACCCUGUGUGUGUUCGUGUGUGUGAAUAUAUACAAUCUACCUUUCAAAUGAGGUACUUUGGGCCACUUUAUGACCAGUUUUGAAUGUUUUUUUUUUAUAAUUAAAUAUGGUGUUGCUAUUAUCAAUGAGGCUAGAAAUGUUUUAUAUUUUAUAUGCACUGUAUAGUACUUUGCUAUUUCAAUAAACUCACUCUGGGAAGUCUGA
Molecule: messenger RNA, 4473 nt
Organism: Micropterus salmoides (largemouth bass)
Lineage: Eukaryota; Metazoa; Chordata; Actinopteri; Centrarchiformes; Centrarchidae
Product: stromal interaction molecule 1-like
Exons: 14
Coding region: 190-2172 (660 amino acids)
Biological process (GO): activation of store-operated calcium channel activity; intracellular calcium ion homeostasis; store-operated calcium entry
Cellular component (GO): endoplasmic reticulum; plasma membrane
Molecular function (GO): calcium channel regulator activity; protein binding; calcium ion binding
Source: RefSeq, a predicted model, not a curated record